AUGAUACUAAGCUUUUUCGACCAAUUUGCAAGCCCGACAUACCUAGGAAUUCCUCUAAUUGCCCUAGCAUUAAGCCUACCAUGAAUCCUGUACCCAACCCCGUCAAACCGUUGACUAAACAACCGCCUUCUAACCCUACAAGCCUGAUUUAUCAACCGAUUUACCCAACAACUACUUCUACCACUUAAUAUCGGCGGACACAAAUGAGCAAUACUAUUUGCCUCCUUAAUAAUCUUCUUAAUAACACUAAACCUUCUAGGACUUUUACCAUACACAUUUACACCAACAACCCAAUUAUCUCUAAACAUAGGCCUAGCCGUGCCCUUAUGGCUAGCCACAGUAAUUAUUGGAAUGCGUAACCAACCCACCAUCGCACUAGGCCACCUCCUCCCAGAAGGGACCCCCGCCCCACUGAUCCCAGUCCUAAUCAUCAUCGAAACAAUCAGCCUAUUCAUCCGACCUUUGGCCCUCGGCGUGCGACUUACAGCAAACUUAACAGCAGGCCACUUGCUAAUUCAACUUAUCGCUACCGCCGCCUUUGUACUAUUCCCGAUAAUACCAACGGUGGCCAUCCUUACAUCGACAGUACUCUUCUUAUUAACCCUAUUAGAGGUAGCAGUGGCCAUAAUUCAAGCCUACGUAUUCGUCCUCCUACUAAGCCUGUACCUACAAGAAAACGUCUA
Megalops cyprinoides (Indo-Pacific tarpon) is the source of this 683-nucleotide messenger RNA. The record is from the annotation of a RefSeq genome assembly. Lineage: Eukaryota; Metazoa; Chordata; Actinopteri; Elopiformes; Megalopidae.